This is a messenger RNA of Oikopleura dioica, 933 nucleotides long. Lineage: Eukaryota; Metazoa; Chordata; Appendicularia; Copelata; Oikopleuridae. The record is from the annotation of a GenBank genome assembly.
AUGAAACAAGAGAUGGAGGAGAAGAGCUACAACGCUUCCGCCAACCCUUUUUCCAUCGCCAGCUUGAUCAAAGAGAGCAAGAAAUCGCCGAUUCCAUCACCAGAGAGAUCUCAAAAUGACUCCGGCUACUCGGCUCAGUCUGAUUCUGACUCGCGAUCUGCUUCGCCAGAACCCAGUGUUGAGGCUUCUGUGAAGUCCCUGGAGUACCCUGCACAAGCACCCACAUCCCCACCCGUGCUCCCGGACAUCUACAAGAACCUCCUCGCCUACUCCAACUUCCUGAACAUGAUCCAGCAGAUCCAGACUCAGCAAGCCGCCCAAUCUCUCCAAACGAUCCCCCGCCUUCCCGCCAUUCCCCAGCUUCCUCUUCCAGUCACAUCUCUUCCUACACCAGCUCUUCCUCGACCAAGCUUCGUCCAAGCGCCGAAAACUGAGCCACAGGAAAGCUUAUCGCCACCAGCUUCGUCUGCUCCGGGAAAGAUGCGCGCCGAGCCAAGAGGAGCUACUGGAAAUGGCCACAGAGCGCUCCCCUACGAACUGAAGAAGGAAAAUGGCAAGCUCGUCUACCAGUGCGACAAGUGCCCAAAGAGAUUCGGCCAGCUUUCCAACUUGAAGGUUCACCGACGAGUGCAUACUGGAGAGCGUCCAUUCGCAUGCACAAAGUGCAACAAGAGCUUCACCCAGCUGGCCCAUUUGCAAAAGCACGACCUAGUGCACACCGGCGAGAAGCCCUGGCAAUGCGACGUUUGCCUCAAACGAUUCACCAGCUCAUCCAACUUGAAGACUCACAUGAAGCUUCACAGCUGCCCUGAAGCCCUCCUCCCGUCAAUGACAUCAACUCCGAUCUCCAACCGAGCCGGCCCCGGAGCAGCCCGAUUCCCCGCUUCGCUCAGCGCCUUCGGAGUCCCCCAGCAAUUCGCUCUACCCUUCUAG